Messenger RNA from Phyllostomus hastatus (greater spear-nosed bat), 8000 nucleotides. It is a transcript of the gene UNC5C, whose product is annotated as unc-5 netrin receptor C. Gene Ontology annotation, biological process: netrin-activated signaling pathway. Lineage: Eukaryota; Metazoa; Chordata; Mammalia; Chiroptera; Phyllostomidae. Gene Ontology annotation, molecular function: netrin receptor activity; protein binding. The transcript is spliced from 17 exons. Gene Ontology annotation, cellular component: membrane. The coding region runs from base 337 to 3189 and encodes 950 amino acids. The record is from RefSeq and is a predicted model, not a curated record.
GCGGCGGAGCUGUGGCUGCUCCUGCUGCUGGGGAGGAGCGGCGAGGUAGCAGCCUUGUGCCUCCCCGGACUCGCGACUCCCCAAGUGGGGGGGCAGAGCCGCGGCGCUCGGAUCUGCCAGUUAGAAGGCACCGGGAAAGAGAGACCUGCAAACUCCUCCUCAGUCUCUCCUCUCCACCCCCUUUUGGCCCCUGCCCUUGGAGAAAGUGGAGUGUGGCGCUUGGUUCUCAUUAUUUCUUCGGACUGCCUCUCGGUUCGCAGAUUCAGCUGCUGCCCAGUGGGGCUUUCGCUGUUCGAGAGUCUGUGUGUAGUUCCCCCCAGCACACCUCUGUCGACGAUGAGGAAAGGUCUGCGGGCGACAGCGGCCCGCUGCGGACUGGGACUGGGAUACGUGCUGCAAACGCUCGUGCUACCUGCCCUGGCCCUGCUCAGCGCCAGCGGCACCGGCUCCGCCGCUCAAGAUGAUGACUUUUUUCAUGAACUACCAGAAACUUUUCCAUCUGAUCCACCUGAGCCUCUGCCACAUUUCCUUAUCGAGCCUGAAGAAGCUUAUAUUGUGAAGAAUAAGCCUGUUAACCUGUAUUGUAAAGCCAGCCCUGCCACCCAGAUCUACUUCAAGUGCAACAGUGAAUGGGUUCAUCAGAAGGACCACAUAGUAGACGAGAGAGUAGAUGAAACCUCUGGUCUCAUUGUCCGGGAAGUGAGCAUUGAGAUUUCACGCCAGCAAGUGGAAGAAUUAUUUGGGCCUGAUGACUACUGGUGCCAGUGUGUGGCCUGGAGCUCAGCGGGCACCACAAAGAGCAGGAAGGCCUAUGUGCGCAUCGCAUAUCUACGGAAGACAUUUGAGCAGGAACCCCUGGGAAAGGAAGUAUCCCUGGAGCAGGAAGUCUUGCUCCAGUGCCGACCACCUGAAGGGAUACCAGUGGCUGAGGUGGAAUGGUUGAAAAAUGAAGACAUAAUCGAUCCUGUAGAAGAUCGGAAUUUUUACAUUACUAUUGAUCACAACCUCAUCAUCAAGCAGGCCCGCCUCUCAGAUACCGCAAAUUAUACUUGUGUCGCCAAAAACAUUGUUGCCAAGAGGAAAAGCACAACGGCAACUGUCAUCGUCUAUGUAAACGGUGGCUGGUCCACCUGGACGGAGUGGUCCGUGUGCAACAGCCGCUGUGGGCGAGGGUACCAGAAACGCACACGGACCUGCACCAACCCAGCACCACUCAACGGUGGCGCCUUCUGCGAAGGACAGAGUGUGCAGAAGAUCGCCUGUACCACGUUAUGCCCAGUGGAUGGCAGGUGGACCUCCUGGAGCAAGUGGUCUACUUGUGGGACCGAGUGCACACACUGGCGCAGGCGGGAGUGCACAGCGCCAGCCCCCAAGAAUGGAGGCAAGGACUGCGAUGGUCUGGUCUUGCAGUCCAAGAAUUGCACUGACGGGCUCUGCAUGCAGAGUUUCAUUUAUCCUAUUUCAACUGAACAGAGAACCCAGAAUGAAUAUGGAUUUUCUUCUGCUCCUGAUUCAGAUGACAUUGCUCUGUAUGUUGGCGUUGUGAUUGCUGUCAUUGUUUGCCUGGCCAUCUCUGUAGUCGUGGCCCUGUUUGUGUACCGGAAGAAUCAUCGUGACUUUGAGUCUGAUAUUAUUGACUCUUCAGCACUCAAUGGAGGUUUCCAGCCUGUGAACAUCAAGGCAGCCAGACAAGAUAUCCUGGCAGUACCUCCAGACCUCACAUCAGCGGCAGCCAUGUACAGGGGGCCGGUCUAUGCCUUGCAUGAUGUCUCGGACAAAAUUCCCAUGACCAACUCUCCGAUUCUGGAUCCACUGCCUAACCUGAAAAUCAAAGUGUACAAUACCUCAGGGGCUGUCACCCCCCAAGACGACCUCUCUGAGUUUGCAUCAAAGCUGUCCCCUCAGAUGACUCAGUCCUUGUUGGAGAACGAGGCCCUCAACCUGAAGAGCCAGAGUCUGGCACGGCAGACCGAUCCAUCCUGUACCGCAUUUGGUACCUUCAACUCGCUCGGGGGUCACCUUAUUGUUCCCAAUUCAGGAGUGAGCUUGCUGAUUCCCGCUGGGGCCGUUCCCCAAGGGAGAGUCUACGAAAUGUAUGUGACUGUACACAGGAAAGAAAAUAUGAGGCCACCCAUGGAAGACACUCAGAUGCUCUUGACCCCUGUGGUGAGCUGUGGACCUCCCGGAGCCCUGCUGACCCGCCCCAUCAUCCUCACUAUGCAUCACUGCGCAGAUCCCAAUACCGAGGACUGGAAGAUACAGCUCAAGAACCAGGCAGCACAGGGCCAGUGGGAGGAUGUGGUGGUGGUGGGAGAGGAAAACUUCACUACACCCUGCUACAUUCAGCUGGAUGCGGAGGCCUGCCACCUCCUCACAGAGAACCUCAGCACCUACGCCCUCGUGGGCCAGUCCACCACCAAAGGUGCUGCGAAGCGCCUGAAGCUGGCCAUCUUCGGGCCACUCUGCUGCUCCUCCCUGGAGUACAGUGUCCGAGUUUAUUGCCUGGAUGACACCCAAGAUGCCCUGAAGGAAGUUUUGCAGCUUGAGAGACAGAUGGGAGGACAGCUCCUAGAGGAACCGAAGGCUCUUCAUUUCAAAGGCAGUGCCCACAACCUGCGCCUGUCCAUUCAUGACAUCGCCCAUUCCCUCUGGAAGAGCAAAUUGCUGGCUAAGUAUCAGGAGAUUCCUUUUUACCAUAUCUGGAGUGGGUCUCAGAGGCACCUCCACUGCACAUUCACUCUGGAAAGAUUCAGCCUGAACACGGUGGAGCUGGUCUGCAAACUCUGCGUGCGACAGGUGGAAGGAGAAGGGCAGAUCUUCCAGCUCAACUGCACCGUCUCAGAGGAACCCACAGGCAUCGAUCUGCCGCUGCUGGACCCAGCGAGCACCAUCACCACCAUGACAGGACCCAGUGCUUUCAGCAUCCCUCCCCCGAUCCGGCAGAAGCUCUGUAGCAGCCUGGAUGCUCCACAGACCAGAGGUCAUGACUGGAGGAUGCUGGCCCAUAAGCUAAACCUGGACAGGUACUUGAAUUACUUUGCCACCAAAUCGAGCCCAACUGGUGUAAUCCUGGAUCUUUGGGAAGCACAGAACUUCCCGGAUGGAAACCUGAGCAUGCUGGCGGCUGUCCUGGAGGAAAUGGGCAGGCAUGAAACAGUAGUGUCUUUAUCAGUGGAAGGACAGUACUGACUCGGGUGGGAUUGGCAGGGAAGGACCAGAAUGCACAGGGAGUCUGUGGCCGUCCAGGGGAUCACCGCUGAGGAGGAAAUCCAGACGAGACCAAUGAGCUUCACGGGCAAGACCGCAGCGGGAGAGAGAAGGAAAACAGAUUCAACUACCAACACCCAUGCCCACUCUGCUGGGACUUCACCACAGGAGUUAAGAACAAUCAUGUACAUUUGUACCUUGAAUUUAGAAACCAACCUAAUUUUCCUAUUUGUUGGGCUGUAUGCUGUGUGGUACAGGAUCUUACAGUUUCCUAGGAAACGCUUUUUAUUGCUAUCCAGAUAUAUGGAUAAACUUUCUUAACAAACCCAAUUUCUACAAACGUUGUUUACAUCAAAUUGGACAGGGAUGCAGACAAUGUCCAUGGCUUGUUCUAUUUUUGUUUAAAUCAUUUGAAGUUGAAGCUGUGGACGGUUUGUUGUGUCUGUUUCAGAUUAGUAAUUUACAGAGAAAUCACAGACUUUUGCUACAAAUCAUGUGCUUCAAGUGUCUCAGAUAAUCCUCCCCUCAGUGUUCUGUUUCUGGAACUUGUAAAACCAGUGUUACUGUCUGUAUCAGGGAAGUGGAGAUCUAAAUGUAAAGGAGAAAUAGCUAAGACUCCUUAUUCCUGGAGGACGCCCUUCCCGGGCCCUCUGGGAAUAACGUUGUGGCAUUGCCGGAAGGACGGCACUUCAUGUUCAACCACACAAACAAGCAUUUCUUCAUAAAAUGUGUGUGUGUGAGAUACGCGAUUUGAAUUGUUUUUUUAAAGGUAUCAUUAUCAUUAUUAUUAUUAUCGACGAGUAUUUACAAGUAUUCUAGUAAAAGAAUUUUAUUUUAACUUCUGUUUUUGUUAGCAGUACUGUUAGUAUUUAGGUAUUGACUAGACCUGCCUCACCGUUUCCCAUAACAAGGUGGGCAUGGCCACCAGUUUAAUUAAACAGGCGUUGCUUCCUUCGCCUUUCAUCUUUUCCCGUCAUUCUGCCCCAGAGGUGGUCAGUGCUUACUGACUUGUCAGUCUGUUCUUACAGCUUGGUCGGGCAGGGUCUUUCUCCUCUGAGUCUUAUCACGUGAAGCAUUCUCUAUUCAAGUUCACUUAAUACAGGGGUCACAUGGCCCCACACUGACUCCCUCAGUACUCUGUCUCCCUUGGAGGCAGUGUGGUUGGAGGAAUGGCCUCUGAACUGGAAAUUGGGAAACCAGUUCUCACUUUGGGUUUGCGGUUGUCUAGCUGUGCUACUUGGGAAAGUCAUUUGACCUCAUUAGACCUCAGCUUCCUCGCCUGUAAACACCACAGUGGGUCAGAUGAUCUCAAGGUUGGACCCCAACUCCAGCCUCACUCACCAGUAAGAAAACCACAGUGGCUCUGAGCUGGACCCUUUCAAGAUCCGUAAAAGCUAGACUCUUGUCCAGGUUACAUUACACCUUUCAAAUACUUCCAACUUGCAAGACAGUUAUUCUAACCUGUAACAUAUUUGUUAUGCUUUCAAGUCUUGUCUCUGCAUCAUUGAAUGAUGCUGUUCACCAAGAGAUCACAUCCCUUUAUUAUCACUUUCUUUCCUCUCUUGGAACCAUUUGCCUUCCUGGUUAGUGGCAAAUUAUGUUCUAUUACUGUCAUGAAAUUUUUAAAUUAAAAAAAUUUUAACUGAAAAAUAGCUCAUCAAGACAGUACUUUGUGUAAACUAGGGUAUUUCCUUAGGACCAUCACAAGUUCUGUGUUUUAACACAGGGGCUCAGUUCAUUCUGCAGAUGGGAAACUGAGUCAACAGCCCAGGAGCCAAAUCAGGAUGGAAAAACAAGGACCCAGGUGUAUGAAUAAGAACCUUGAAAAUGUAGCCAUGGCUUAUUCUGGGCUAGAGGCAUCCAGCUUGCUGGAUGGAUUUGAAUUAGAAAUAAUUUCAUAGAGUUUUUCCCUCCCUUCCACAUAUAUUUCCUCUCCUAUUUUGGUGACUUCUUGAUAUUUUUAGACCCCUCCAUCCUUGUCAUUGAGAAAAUACUGAUACUUUGGUAUGAAGCCUUUCCAUUCAUACCCUUCAUUUCUUGUUUUCUGUUUUAGGCAUGUAUUCUAUAAUCUGUCUCUCUCAUGCCACCCCCUGCACCAUAUAGAAAAAUAUGUUACACUUGUCAUGAAAGGGAAAGCUUGCAUUAAUAAACAAGUUCAGUGGAUAAUGCCUGUACCGAUGCAUAAUUUGACCAAAAGAUAGUAAAAUUGUAUUCUACACAAAAAAUUAAAUAUAUAUUUUUUUAAAUGGAGGAAGAUCAAAGAGAGCUAUUGUUCAUUGCUGCAUCUUGAAACUUCCCAAGCUUGCUCACCAUUCCUGGUUUGGGGGGUUGUCAUCUAUGGCAAUUAGGAAUUAGAAAUCUGAAGGACUCUUAAAGGAACUCCCCUGCCUACUGAAAAGUAGAAGGAGUAGAUAUGCAGCUAUCCAGAUAAUCAUUUCAAAAGUAGAACUAGAAAAAAAUGCCAUUGAAAAGUCAUCAACACAGAAAUAGGGAGCAGAGCAGGAACUGUAUUGUCAAUGCCAUUGAGGGCCUUUGGCGUUCACCUCAGCUGCUGUGGUUCAGCAUCCCAGCACCAGAAACAGGAACAGAGGCUGGCUCUUUAUAAAGGAGGUGUCCAUCUCUCAGUGGGUGCGGAUUUCUGUGACGUUUCCCAUCAAGUGAAUGGCAACUUCCACACAUCAACACUCCAUUUAAUGUCAGAUCAUUUUCACUACGAAUUCUGAUCUCCUUCUUCUGUGGAAAAAAGCAAGAGUGGUUAGAUUGCUCUCAAACUUAGAAGCUCCACAGCCAUCCGUUCAUUUCCAGGCGGCCACUUCAUCAACCACUCUAUGAGUCCAGUCCUGCCUCUCCUGCCUUUUCAGCUUGUGCCCAGAGACAGGCUUGCUUCAUUGGGAAGGGAAAUUUAUCACUUGUCCGUGGUGCCACCUAGUGGUGUGUAACACAGUCCACCUUGAGUUUGUUACACAAACGCACUAAAAGUUGACAAAGGGAAUGAAUACCUGCAGAGUCAACAGGACUUUGAUGACAAAUAGACAUGGGACAUUUUUCACUUGAAAUACAGUUUUCUUAUUUUCAUAUUUUUCUCACUGAAAGUACCCAUAACAAAAAUCUCAUGUCACGCUGAGCCUACUAUGUCAUCAACUCAUUCACACAUGACACAUCUCAAGUUGGUAUUUUGGUGGUAGAAAUAAUAGAAAUACAUAAAAAUCUAUAUAAAACAGUCUUUGAAGACAUCAUUUUAAACAUCUACGCAGUAUUUUUCACUGGGCCUUAUACAUUUUAAGUCUCCUUACAUUUGGUUCCUAACAUUUGUGUUUGGAAAUGUAAGAAGCAUCCACUUGGAAAAAGUGUUAUAUGUGAAAAUGAGAAUCCUAUGUCUAAGUAGUUGAAAUGUGAUUGUUGAUCAAGGAGAACAGCUUCCUUUCUUCUGAAUUUGGGGACCUAAAGACAGAGGUUUCAUCCUGUUCUUACUGUCAUUUUUUUUUUCUCACCACACUGAUGUGAAUUUCCUUAAAACGAUCUGGAAGGAAGAGAAGUUGGGUUCAGAAUUGAUACCUGGGCACGAGGGGAUGGGAACGUGUAACCCCAAGGUCCUCACAGCUAGCAGCCUUUUCGUGCCCAGCGUGAACACCUGGGGGUACGCCCCUCAGUUACAUGGAAAAACCCACCCUCGCUGCAGCAGUGUCGGCUGUUCCAGGACAGGGCAAUAUUUUGUGUGAGGUGUCCAAUUAAACUGCCUAACCAUUGCCCAUUUUCAUAUAUAUUAUCGUUUUGUAGCUUUCAAACAGUAGGCUGUUCUUAGGGAGAUUGUGUUCAGGACACUCUAGAAACUACACAUUCAGUAAUAUAUUUGAAUGGCGUUUCUCCAAUAUCUUUAAAGUAAGCAUUCAGAUAGCAGAGUCAAGACUUUGUACUUCUCCUGGAAAGGAGUAAAUGAGGCUCUUGUCUUAUGGAUCCGUAAGUGUCCCUGUCAGGGACACAGCUGUGCUCUGGGUCCACCUGCCCCGCUGUCAUCAGUGUCAGAGGAAGGGAGCCAAUAUUGCGAUCACUACCUCCCCAGAAUUCACAGGCCUUCAUUCCUUUAAGGUCUGCCCCCUGGGGCAAGGGAAUGAACUCCAUAUGAAGACCUGAAAGAGAGAGUAAAGAAAGUAGAAAGAGCUUACUUGUCAAAUUCUCGGUCUUCAGGUUGAAUGUCAGCUUUGGCUUUUGCUAAGUAGUUGCUUUAGACAAGCUGUCAGUUUCACUUAGAGACCUCAGUGCAAAUCCAAGGCUGGCAAGAGAAAGAAUGGCCACAGAAACAGCUGAAGUGAAAUUGAGUUUUAUCCAUCCCAUCUGAGACUCGAGGAGCUUUUGUGAAUCAGAGUGUCUUCACUCAAAGCCAGUUAUUUACAGAGAUGGUGAUGGUCAAUGAGCAUUAAAAUCUGUAGGUCCAGUAUGGUAAAUAUUUUUAUUAUGAUCUCAAGGUAAUAAAACUUUUUUCUUCUUUUUACCUUUGGAGUGCCUCACAGGAACAACUAUUACACUUUGGGUUUUUUGUUUGUGCUUUUGUAUUCUUUUUUUUUAACUUUACCGACUGAACUAAUGUUGAUUGCAAUUCUUAGAAAUCUGCCACUGUGCAGUGAAGUGCUGUUUCUCUACCCUAGAAAUCUAUUUGUAUAAUUUUUUGCUAUAAUAAUCAUUUUGAAAGACUUCCCUUACAUCUCUAAAGAUUUUUUGAUGGAAUAAGGCAUAAAGUAUAUAAAUACAUUGUAACCAAUGUUAAUUUAAGCCUUUGUCCCUACAGGUCAGUAAAC